Molecule: messenger RNA, 2029 nt
Organism: Chara braunii
Lineage: Eukaryota; Viridiplantae; Streptophyta; Charophyceae; Charales; Characeae
Source: the annotation of a GenBank genome assembly
ACGGACACUCGUAAUACAAGUGCCAGAACGCUAAGGUUACGCAAAAGGUUGCUCCAAAGAUGGGGGCAACUUAUUCCCAGGCUUCUAGACCAGUGGAAGUAUUAGCUGCUUCAACUCAAGAUGAAGUGGGAUUGAUACCUUCCCCACUUCAUGACAAGGCCAAGGCUAAUGACCCCUUAGUCACCCCGCAGACACAACUAGACCAAACUAUGCUCUGUACGUUAGAUGUGUCUGAAGCCUUAGAAGACUUGGAGAGUGAGUGGUCAAACAAGGACCCUCGCGAGUCUUGGGUGGCGCAGAGAAAAGGUCCUAGAGAGGGACAUUUUGUGGUGGAAGUCGAUGUAGGAGGCCGCAAAUGUGGUGCUUUCAUAGACAUAGGCUCCACGCGGAAUUACAUAAGUCGCGACUGUUUGGAAAGGUUGCACCUACAGGACCGGGUAUGGCACCUUAGUAGACCAGUAGCAUCUACUUUGGCCAACAAGGAGCGCAUGAUUGUAACAGACUACAUCAAGGACGUAGUCUGUACCUUCUCCUAUGGAGGAGGUGAGCUUAACCAUAAGAUCUCGUUCUUGGUUAGCGACGACUURCCAUUUGACAUGUUAUUAGGCAUGUACUACCUCGAAGUUGCUAAGCCCCAGUUCGACUGGGAUAAGAAGGUGCUCAAGCAUAAGUUGCCCGAUGGCCGAACAGUCAGAUUGACCAAGUUCAAGGCCAGUAGUAUUAUAGAUACAUAUGGUUGCUUGUGCGCAUCAGCGUUCUACAACUAUUACAAGCAAAACCAAGAGGAGGGUAUGUACCUUGUGUAUGUCUCUGAGAAGGGGGGGGGCGUUAAAACACACCCAGAGAUAGAACGCGUCGUUGCUAAAUUCCCUGAUCUGUUCGAGGAGCCCACACGAGUUGUUGAAAGGGAAGUCGUCCACGCUAUAGAAAUCAUUCCAGGGAGUAAGACCCCAAAGGGAGGGAUCUAUAGGAUAACCCCCGCCGAGUUAGAUGAACUUCAGCGACAGCUUAAGGAGCUAACAGAGAAGGGUUGGAUUCGGCCUAGUAGUUCCCCUUACGGAUCACCCGUUCUAUUCGUACUGAAGAAGGGGGGUACUUUGAGGAUGUGCAUUGACUAUAGAGGCCUCAAUGCCAUCACUGUGAAGAACGCAGAGCCUCUACCUCGCAUAGACGACCUAUUGGAUAGGGUGCAGGGAUGCAAGUACUAUAGCAAGAUAGACUUGAAAUCCGAAUAUCAUCAGAUCGCAAUAAGACCCGAGGACCAACACAAGACAACUUUUCAGACUAGAUAUGGUCUGUAUGAGUUUGUUGUGAUGCCUUUCGGUCUUUGUAAUGCGCCGUGUACAUUCCACUACGCUAUGAAUCGGAUCUUCCAUGACCAUUUAGAUAAGUUUGUCGUGGUCUACUUAGACGACAUUCUUAUCUUUAGUAAGUUUGUCGAGGAGCACGCACAACAUGUUGAGAAGGUACUCUCACUCCUGCGACAGCACAAGUAUAAGGUCAACUUAGAGAAGUGCGAGUUUGGCCGUACUAAGAUACUAUACUUGGGUCAUGAAGUAUCCGCGGAGGGGAUUAGGCCGGAAGAUGCGAAGGUGGCUAGUAUUCGAGACUGGCCACGACCUCAGGCAGUCACUGAGGUCAGAUCAUUCUUAGGAAUGUGCGGCUACUAUAGGAACUUCGUAAAGAACUAUUCUACAGUCGCCUCUCCUUUGACUGAUCUAACUCGACUUGACACACCAUGGGACUGGAGUGAUGAAUGCGAGGGUGCUUUCAAGAGAUUGAAGCAUGCGCUCAUGAAUCAUGAGGUCCUCAUGGUUCCCGAUCCGCAAAAGCCAUUCAUAGUGACCAUUGACGCAAGCCAAUACGGCAUUGGCACAGUGUUGGCUCAGCAGGAUGGGAAAAAGUUGACACCGAUUGAGUACAUGAGUAAGAAGAUGCCAUCCAAGAAGUUGGCUAAGUCCACCUAGGAAAGGGAACUCUAUGCUCUCUACAAGGCACUUGUCCAUUGGAGACAUUUCCUUUUAAGAAG